This is a messenger RNA of Phyllopteryx taeniolatus (common seadragon), 3696 nucleotides long. RefSeq names its product itchy E3 ubiquitin protein ligase a (gene itcha). Gene Ontology annotation, biological process: protein K29-linked ubiquitination; protein K48-linked ubiquitination; ubiquitin-dependent protein catabolic process. NCBI's taxonomy places the organism in Eukaryota, Metazoa, Chordata, Actinopteri, Syngnathiformes, Syngnathidae. The record is from RefSeq and is a predicted model, not a curated record. The transcript is spliced from 24 exons. Gene Ontology annotation, molecular function: ubiquitin protein ligase activity; protein binding. Bases 207 to 2816 code for a protein of 869 amino acids.
UUUAUUGUGAAAAUCUUUCCCCCGGAAAAAAACUCCCAUGGCUCUUGCUAGCUAUGCGAGACCGUCAGCGUCUGCAAUGAUGGCAGACAGACGGCAACAAUAACGUGACAACAACCCCACGCCAACUUUAAGAGGAACCAGCCUCGGGUCCUUUUUAUCGUCUGCCCGCGUCAGUUGCUGGUUCUUGGCAGUGUUAUGGAUGAACUAUGAAGGCCCAAUUACAAGUCACAGUCCUCUCCGCCAAACUUAAGGAAAACAAAAAGAACUGGUUUGGUCCCAGUCCGUACGUGGAGGUAGCCGUGGACGGCCAAUCAAAGCGGACUGAGAAGUGUAACAACACACACAGUCCAAAAUGGAAGCAGGCGCUCACCGUCAUCGUGACGCCUCUCAGCAAGCUGAUAUUCCGCGUGUGGAGCCACCAGACGCUGAAGGCGGACAUUUUGUUAGGAAUGGCCACGCUGGAGAUCUGCGACACCCUGAAGGCCAACGAGCUGAAAUUGUGCGAGGUGGUCCAGACGCUGCAGCUGUGCUCCGACAGAGAUUCCCGGGAUAUCGUCGGCGAUCUGUCCGUCUGUCUGGACGGCAUGCACGUGGACCCAGACGCCUUUGCCUCGGCAGAGAGAGACUACGCUUCUAUCCUAAAAGACGGUGCAAGGCCAAAUGGAAACACUGGAAAUAGGGCAAGCAGAGCUGCAUCUCCCUCCAGUGAUUUGGAUGAGUGGGUCAUUGUACCUGAUGCUCGCACUGUCAAUGGCGUGAGCUCCCCUUCCCAUUCUCCAGGGGGCACCGGUGGCUCUCGUCGCUCUCGAUCGACCCGGCCUUCCUCCGCACCCGGUAGACCUGCCACCUCACCAAGUACUUCCUCCAGCAGUUCCUCUCCAAGCGAGUUAAGCGAGGGUCCAGCAACUGACAUCUCCUCCCAGGCCUCCGCUAGCGAGGGUUCGGAUCGGCACGUGGACUUGGGGGCAGCGGGAGCGGCAGAGGAGGCUGUGGCAAGGCCCCCUACGGCGAGCGGCCCCAAACCAGCCGCGCUGGCAGCACCAGCCACAGCUGCUCCCAGAGUCUCGCCCAUGAGCGGCGGCCCCUUGCCACAAGGUUGGGAGCAACGAGUGGACCAGAAUGGACGCAUGUACUUUGUAGAUCACAUUGAGAAGAGGACAACCUGGGACCGACCCGAGUCGCUGCCCACAGGGUGGGAGCGCAGGGUGGACCCCAUGGGCCGCGUGUACUUUGUUGACCACAUCACCAGGACGACCACGUGGCAGCGCCCCACGCAGGAGUCGGUGCGCAACUACGAGGAGUGGCAGCAUCAGCGCAGCCAGCUGCAGGGAGCCAUGCAGCAGUUCAACCAGAGGUUCAUCUAUGGGCUCCAGGACCAGUUGGCGGCCACGUCCAACAAAGAGUUUGAUCCGAUGGGCCCUCUGCCACACGGCUGGGAAAAGAGGACAGACACAAACGGCAGAGUGUAUUAUGUCCAUCAUCCGACUCGGGCGACUCAGUGGGAAGACCCCAGGACACAAGGGCUGCUGAAUGACAAGCCUCUGCCUGAGGGCUGGGAGAUGAGGUUCACCGUGGACGGCAUCCCCUACUUUGUGGAUCACAACAGGCGGACCACCACCUACAUUGACCCUCGCACGGGCAAAUCCUCGCUUGAAAACGGACCGCAGAUUACCUACGUCAGGGACUUUAAAGCCAAAGUGCAAUACUUCAGGUUCUGGUGUCAGCAACUGUCAAUGCCUCAGCACAUAAAGAUUUCUGUGUCCAGGAAAACCUUGUUUGAAGACUCAUUCCAGCAGAUCAUGAGCUUCCAUCCUCAAGAUCUGAGACGGCGACUGUGGAUCAUUUUCCCCGGGGAGGAAGGUUUGGACUACGGCGGCGUGGCCCGGGAAUGGUUCUUCCUGCUCUCUCACGAAGUGCUCAACCCUAUGUAUUGCCUGUUCGAGUAUGCUGGCAAAGACAACUACUGUCUGCAGAUCAACCCCGCCUCCUACAUCAACCCCGACCACCUCAAGUACUUCAAGUUCAUUGGGCGCUUCAUCGCCAUGGCUUUGUUCCACGGCAAGUUCAUCGACACGGGUUUCUCGCUUCCCUUCUACAAGCGCAUCCUGAACAAGUCUCUGGCCCUCAAAGACCUGGAGUCCGUGGAUCCUGAGUUUUACAACUCUCUCAUUUGGAUCAAGGAUAACAACAUAGAAGAGUGCGGUCUGGAGAUGUUCUUCUCCGUCGACAAAGAGAUCCUGGGGGAGGUCACCACGCACGAGCUCAAACCGGACGGCGGGAACGUUCAAGUGACUGAGGAAAAUAAGGAGGAGUACAUCAGGUUGGUGGCUGAGUGGAGGCUGUCCAGAGGUGUGGAGGAGCAGACCCAGGCCUUCUUUGAGGGCUUCAAUGAAGUUCUCCCGCAGCAAUACCUUCAAUACUUUGACGCUAAGGAACUCGAGGUGAUGCUGUGCGGGAUGCAGGAGAUAGACCUGGUGGACUGGCAGAGGAACACCAUCUACAGGCAUUACGCUCGGACCAGCAAGCAGAUCCAUUGGUUUUGGCAGUUUGCAAAGGAGAUGGACAACGAGAAGAGGAUGCGACUGCUGCAGUUUGUCACAGGAACGUGUCGCCUUCCUGUCGGCGGCUUUGCUGACCUCAUGGGAAGCAACGGCCCUCAGAAGUUCUGCAUCGAGAAGGUGGGCAAAGAGAACUGGCUUCCGCGAAGCCACACAUGCUUUAAUCGUUUGGACCUGCCUCCGUACAAGAGCUACGAGCAGCUAAAGGAGAAACUCAUGUUUGCCAUCGAGGAGACGGAAGGUUUUGGGCAGGAGUGACGACACCACGCCGCACCUUUUUCCUCGGAGCUGAUUUUAUCCUCCACUUCACGUCGACUGUAUGCAAUCACAGCUGCUUGAAGAGUUGUUUUAGCCCUAAGGCAAUUCUCCACCUCUUUCCUGCAUCUCAUCUGAAGUCACAACAUUAUGGUGUGCGAGUGCAAAAUCAACAAUGCUCUUUGUCAAGACUAUGCACUCAAUUUUAUUCUCAGAUUAUAUUUGAUUUAUAGUUUAAUCUCCACACACGUGUUCUGACUGGAUUGACUUUAAAAUGUAGCACCGGAUGUUCCUUUCUUCAUUUAAAAAAAAAAAAAAAAAAAGAUUUCAGAUUUCAUUUCCUUGCUUUCUUGAACGUAGUUUGCACAUGAACUGUGAGCGGCAAAGACCGUGUGAUUGUCCCUGACAGAGCUUGUAUUUUUUUAAUGUGCAAUAGUUUUGUAGCUCAACCAACAAUCGUCUCUGAUCACUUUACGAGAUAAGUUUUCACUUAUUUGUGCUGAUUUUACUCUCCAAUAUGUCGCAGAAUCAUUUUGCUGGUUUGCUUUUGAUUUCAUAGGACCAAAUUCCCCCACCCCUCAAAAAAGACACCUCCUAUGUAUUAUAAAUACACUGGACCUCAAGGGGUCAUUUUGUAAUCUGUGGCUGAUUAACAAAUAAUUGGUGAAAAAAAAAAAUGUUACUGAUGAAGUGGGAACAAUCCUGUGUUGUACGAUUUGUAAAAUAAUGUCCUCUUCCCACUGAGUGGUAGCAAAGUCUUUGCCGUGUGUCUACAAAACGAUCCUAGGUAGAUAACCCAGAAGUCAAAUCUGUUUAAUGUGCUAAGUGACGACUGCAGUCAAAAUACACUUGUUUAAUACCUAAAUACAUAUAAUUCACACAA